Coffea arabica (coffee) is the source of this 975-nucleotide messenger RNA. Lineage: Eukaryota; Viridiplantae; Streptophyta; Magnoliopsida; Gentianales; Rubiaceae. The record is from RefSeq and is a predicted model, not a curated record.
AUGAGGCUUGAAUUCGAGCCACCCUCAUUCUGUUGCCAAAAGGGGAAAAUCAGGUUGAGAAAUGUUGAGCUUUCAGAAGAAUUGUAUGAAUUGUACACAUCCAAUUCAAAAGAAGCGGAAGAAUUUCGCAAGCAUAUACGUGCAUACAAUAGUAUUUUUUCAUUCACUUCUUUUGGGGCAAGAUUGGACAAAGAGUUGGCAUCAUCUAAGCAAGGGGUCUACACAUUCAUAGUUCAAGGACAAAUCUACCAUCAUUUGCCUGCCUUGAUUCCAGAGGCGAAUGCCCCACGGUACUUACAAUUGUACUUUUAUGACACAGAGAAUGAGCUGAACAACAGACUCAAUAUCUUAAAAGAUGUGAAUUUGAAUGAAAGAAUUGUCAAGAAAUUGAUGGAAAUUCUAGAAGAAAAUCCAUUUGCACGUUUUCUAAGAAAGUUAAAAGACUAUCCUUCCUUGGAUAACCUUCAAGUAUGCAUAAAGAAGGAUGUCAGCUUGGAUCAAAGAGUUUAUAACUCCUCUACAGCUGACCAAGUUGCUGCUAUAUGGAUAGAGAGCAAUGAUCCUAGCGAAAAUGUUCAAAGAGACAUCAUAGUCCAUGCCCAUUCCGGUGCUCCAUAUCGUGUAAAGCACUACUAUGGAUGCUAUGACCCACUACAAUACCCUAUUCUCUUCCCAGGUGGAGAGAUAGGUUGGCACCAAAACAUAAAGAAAACAAAUGAUGUGGUCAAGGGAACUAUUCGUCAACAUAAUGACCCAAAUGAGAUUAAUCCAAAUUUUAGCUCCCUCGAGGAUAUUUUCAAUCAAGAGCAAGAAGAACUUAGUGAUGACACUGUUGUUGAGAUGUACAUUAAACUUGAAACAACUCGCUUGGACUUCUAUAGAAGAAAACAAGGUGAAAUAAGGGCCGAGUUGUAUCAAGGAAUAGUUGAUUCAGUCAUGGCUGGAGAAACUAGCGGCAGCCAAGUUGGCCAAUGA